Racocetra persica is the source of this 225-nucleotide messenger RNA. Lineage: Eukaryota; Fungi; Glomeromycota; Glomeromycetes; Diversisporales; Gigasporaceae. The record is from the annotation of a GenBank genome assembly.
GAACAAUAUGAAUAUGAGUGUGGAAAACGUGGAACUAUUCCUUCUUUUCAAAUGGUUUCGUUCAUUCCGGCGGAGAAAAGGUUAGAACUAUGGUCCUUGGGAAUGAUUAAAGAAUGCCCUCAACUUUUAGCAGUAUUACAAAUAAUAGCAACCGCCCGGUCGUUUUCUCCGACAAUUGCAAAUUCACUGCGAGGAGGACAAAACGAACACCCCGUUUUAUAUUGA